Molecule: messenger RNA, 105 nt
Organism: Pyricularia pennisetigena
Lineage: Eukaryota; Fungi; Ascomycota; Sordariomycetes; Magnaporthales; Pyriculariaceae
Exons: 2
Coding region: 1-105 (34 amino acids)
Source: RefSeq, a predicted model, not a curated record
AUGGAACGACCCGCUGUUUUUUCCAGCGAGGAUCCCGGCGCCGGCCAGGUGGUCGAACAAACGAUCGCGUUUACGGAUAAUUUAAUCGCCGCCGCGUUCGGGUAA